UAAAAUCUCAAAUUAGCACCAUUCGUUUUCAACACGCGCGCGUGGAAAAUCCCGCUAAAAUUCGCAGAGGAUCUUCGUAACUAACGAAACCCUAAAUUAUAAACCAAAUCCUUACAGCGUUUGCCAAUUCUCUUGGACGAGAUCGGCGACUUCCACCACAACAGUUCCCAUGGCGGCCUUGAUCCGCUACUCGAAAUCCUCUGCGGUUUCGUCUCUUUCAUCCACUUCCCUCCUCAGGAGAUGCUUCUCUUCAACUGUUUCAUCUGAGCUCACCUCUCCUUCAGCCGCUUCCCCUUCGCCUUUCACUCUUAGCCACAAUCUUCCCCGGAAAGAUCCCAAGGAUCGCAACGUUCAAUGGAUCUUUCUUGGAUGUCCCGGUGUCGGCAAGGGCACCUAUGCUAGUCGUCUCUGUAACCUUCUCGGUAUCCCUCACAUCGCCACCGGCGAUCUCGUCCGCGAAGAGCUCGCAUCCUCUUCUCCACUUUCUCGCCAGCUUUCGGAGAUUGUUAAUCAGGGCAAAUUGGUAUCGGAUGAGAUCAUAAUCAACUUGUUGUCCAAGAGACUUCAAGCUGGUGAGGCGAAAGGUGAAUCUGGAUUUAUCCUCGAUGGUUUCCCUCGGACAAUUAGACAAGCAGAAAUUCUGGAAGAGGUGAUUGAUAUAGACAUGGUGGUUAACCUAAAGCUUAGAGAAGACGUGUUACUCGAGAAAUGCCUUGGGAGAAGAAUCUGUGGUCAGUGUGGAAAAAACUUCAAUAUUGCCUCCAUUAAUGUGAAGGGGGAAAAUGGAAAUCCUGGAAUGAGCAUGCCUCCACUGCUUCCCCCCACACAUUGCAUGACCAAACUAAUUACUCGGGCAGAUGAUACAGAAGCAGUUGUAAAAGAACGUCUUAGAGUUUAUUAUGAAAAGAGUCAACCUGUUGAGGAGUUCUACCGCAGUAGAGGGAAAUUGUUGGAAUUCAACCUACCAGGUGGUAUUGCAGAGUCUUGGCCAAAGCUACUGCAAGUUCUUAACCUUGAUGAUUUUGAGGAGAAACUAUCUGCAGCAGCGUAAACUAUAGCGCUGCAAAUGAUUGGUUAGUUGAUUAUUUUCAAACAUACACGACAGGCACAAACAAUUUUGCAGAACAAUAAAAAAAACUAUAAAUUAAACAAACUCAGAGGUUUAAAAUUCUUUUUCUUUCUAAAUUGUUAUGUUGUUCAAUCUGUUCCCCAUUUGGGAGGGGAAAUACUUCAUUUUUUUUUGGUUGAGUAAAUUCGCUGCAAACAGGGAUUUGCAACAGCAUUGAGUAUCAAUCUCUAGGAGGAAUAAUGUUAUUGAAUUCUUGUAACUUACUAUUCAUUAUUCAAAAUCUGUUCCAUCUGAAGAUUUUUAUGAAGUUCUGACCCUUGGUAGGAAAGUAACAACCAGACUUUCAGUAAAAAAUUUCCCACAUUUGACCGAUUUGUGUUAUCUAUUUUUGUUUAUGCUUCUUUCUGGUUGCAGGUAAUAUCUUAAACCAUCAUUUGAUCAAUUGGUGGGUCUUUUUGUAACCAUCCUUGUUCCCUGGUACCUUUCCUUGGUGGAUUUUUCUUUUUUUUUUGGAAAAUUAUCAUAGUUGAAAUCUCUAUUCCUCAAUCUAAAAAAAACUAAUUAAGAGGUCAAUUCAAUCCCAGGGUGACCACUGUGUUGGCAAAAAUCCCUUGCGGACCUGUCCCAAUCAGGGUGGAGAAUCCCUGGUUGGGUCAAACUAUUUACACUCCAUAUAAAUCGUUAAUGAUUUAAAAUUUUUUAAACUAUUAAGAAAUUUUAAAAUGUUUUCUUUAUUAUUAUUUUAAAUAUCAAGAUCUAAUUAUUUUAAUUUUGAAAAGUUUUUAAAAAGGACAAGAAAACUGGAAACUUUUUUCCAGCGUGCCCCAAUCCUUGAAUGGGGAUUCCCAACUCGACCCCCCAAAAUGGGAAAUGGGGCAUAGAUGGGGAUGGGGAAUGCUCUAGCUCUGUUGACUAUCCUAGUGGUCACCUACCUAGAAAUUAAUUUUCUACAAAUUUCCUUGUGCAUAAGUUGGUCCGGACACUUACGGAUAUCUACAAUUUCAGGUCUAGAAUAUAUGUGGGAACAUGAUUUUCUUGUCUUCUUAAAAAAUCUGUUUCAUUUUCUUUUACAUCUCUCUCACAAAGGGUUGAUUUCUUGUAAAAUAUUGUUAGAGGCAGGAUCGGGUGUUCACUGUUAUCUUUGGUUUGGCUACCCAACCGCAACCCAAACCUAAACUCCAAGCCCUAAAUAUUUCGUUCUAUAUUUCAUGACAUGAACAGUUGGGUUUGAUUUUGGUUUCGGUUAUCAAAUUCGAAAUCAAAACAAACUGAAAAUUUUGGUUUCAUUAUAAUUUUAACUGAACCGAAUAUGGAUUUGGUUAAGUUUGGUUUGGUUUGCUAGGGUGUUUUGAUGCAGGUGAGUGAUAUGUUCUUCCUCGUUUUGACGGGGCCUGGUUUGGUUGUGUUGGGAACGCCCAGGAAAGGGUUGGGUUCUUUGUCUUGUUGAUGCAAACAAAACACGUUAAAACUAACUUAUUGGCAAUCAAGAUGAAGUGGAUAUGGUUAUCUAGCUCAGGGAGAGUAGAAUAAUUUGCAGCUGGCCGAGCUGGUUGGCUCUAGUGUUUGCCAAACAGUAAGUUUACACAGCUGCAGACAUUGAAUAUAAGGGCGCACAAUACCAGCUCUUAACCACUAUAGUUUUGUGGUUUAAGAUAGUAUGUGCUCCAUACUUUGUAAGCUCAACAUACUGCACAUCAAACACAACAAUGGAAAUUUAAAUUUAUUUAUUACAAUGUCAGUGUAUAUGCAUCAAUAUAUUUUGUGUAAUAUUGCUUUGUGUUC
Messenger RNA from Cucumis melo (muskmelon), 2851 nucleotides. RefSeq names its product adenylate kinase 1, chloroplastic. Gene Ontology annotation, biological process: nucleobase-containing compound metabolic process. Gene Ontology annotation, molecular function: ATP binding; AMP kinase activity. Bases 170 to 1051 code for a protein of 293 amino acids. Gene Ontology annotation, cellular component: cytoplasm; mitochondrion. Lineage: Eukaryota; Viridiplantae; Streptophyta; Magnoliopsida; Cucurbitales; Cucurbitaceae. The transcript has 4 exons. The record is from RefSeq and is a predicted model, not a curated record.